AUGUCUCUCCCUGUUCAAACAUUCUCCUCUCUCCCUCUCUCCUCCCUCCUCCCUCUCUCCUUCUCUCCCUCUCUCCUUCUCUCCCCCUCUCCUUCCUCUUUCCCUCCUUCUUCCUCCCUCUGUCCCUCUCUCCCUCUCUCCUCCCUCUCUCCCUCUCUCCUCCCUCUCUCCUCCUUCUCUCCCUCUCUCCCUCUCUCCCUCUCUCCUUCCUCUUUCCCUCCUUCUUCCUCCCUCAUCCUUCUGCUCCAGCAUCCGUCUGUCCACGGAGGAUCCGGACUCCUGCCAGCAGCCAUUAGCGGUCACAUCUCAGUCCAAGAACAGCGCCUUGGCUCCGCUGCAGCUCGCACGCACACCGAGGCCUUCCAAAAAACAGGGUUGACAAAUAAUUGA
Knipowitschia caucasica is the source of this 390-nucleotide messenger RNA. The record is from the annotation of a GenBank genome assembly. NCBI's taxonomy places the organism in Eukaryota, Metazoa, Chordata, Actinopteri, Gobiiformes, Gobiidae.